Vombatus ursinus (common wombat) is the source of this 4310-nucleotide messenger RNA. RefSeq names its product KIAA1755 ortholog. The coding region runs from base 401 to 4267 and encodes 1288 amino acids. The transcript has 14 exons. NCBI's taxonomy places the organism in Eukaryota, Metazoa, Chordata, Mammalia, Diprotodontia, Vombatidae. The record is from RefSeq and is a predicted model, not a curated record.
UUCCCUCUCACCCUCUCCCUCUCACCCUUUGCCCUGUUUCUCAGAGAUGAAGGAGGAGGGAGAAGUAGCUCCUGGCUCACAGGUUUCCUCUUCAACUCUGGCUGCCUUGGAAAGGACGUGGAACUGACGGAUGGGGAGGGAGGGGACAGAGGUGAGGUCCUCACGGGACUGCCAAUGUGGGCACCUCCUGCACCUGGAUUUGGGGAAGACCUGCCCACCAGCCACCAGCUGCUCACAGGGAUUGGACAGAAAUUCAAGGAAGCGCCCCCUCGGGAGAGAAUGGAAACAGGAAUGUGCACUGACCCCUCAGCAGAAUUGAUGGAAAGGAAGCUGGCUGGCUCUUGGAUUCUCUCUCCUUAGCCAGUCGCUCCCCCACCUGCUUCCAGUGCCCAUAAACAACAUGGAUUCCCACUCACUGGACACAGCAAUUCAGAGCACCCUCGCAUCCCUCUACCCUCCCUUUGAAGCCACAGCUCCAACCAUCCUUGGCCAAGUGUUCCGCCUCCUGGACAUUCACUACCAGGGAGAUGGGCUCUGCUGCCUCCUGGAUUUCUUGAUACCUGCCAAACGGCUUUUUGAGCAAGUCCGGGAAGCAGCCUGUGCUCCAUAUUCACAUUGCCUGUUCCUACACACGGGUUGGCCCCUAUGCCUUGGGGAAGAGGUCGUGGUUCACCUCGCACCACUGAACCCCCUCCUAUUACGUCAGGGAGACUUCUACCUACAGGCAGAGCCCCAUGAAGAACAGUCUGUCUGCAUCAUGGUUAAAUGCCUUUCGAAGGACUUGAGAAAUGUGGAAGAAAGACCAGUUCCUGAGUCAUCAUACCCAAUUCUAUUCACCAAGGAAUGGCUAGAGGGUCUCAACCAAGACCUUGAGAGAGGGCCCCUACAUAGCUGCCUGGUGGCCACAGAAAAAGGGGUUUCUCCUGUGCCUUGGAUAAAAAUAACUGCCCCCAAAUUUAUCAACAAACCCCAAACAGUGGUUGAUCCUUCCCUCUCUCAAGUGUCUCUCCAGUUGGAUGCACUAGAUUUGAGCACUCCCAGAGGGAUGCUCCAGACAAUGUCCAGUAGCAACCCAAAGCCCCCCAGCACAGCUAGCUCUCAGCCAAUACUCAAUAAUAAAGAUACAGGAUCCUGGAGGUCAAACAGGAAUAAGUAUCCAGGACUCAUCAAAGUAGAACAAACAGGAUCUUGGAAGAAAUCUUACAUAUUGGCUGCCCCUAGCAUGGAUGAGAUGAUCAACCAGAACCUUGAGGGGGAUUAUGUGGAUCUCCUCAAGAUUUCCAAAGAGAGGAGAGGGUGUUCUCCACAUAAGUCAGCAGUGAAUCCCAGUGAGUCCAUUCCUUCAGACACCAAAGAACCACUGGAGAAUCAGAUAGUAUCUCCUACCCAGAAGAUGCCAUCUCCAUCAGCGGUCAAUGGGGCCCCUUCUUUCCCAUCAGGGUCUGAAAAAUGGACUUGUGGGAAACCAGAGAGCUCUGAGGAUGGGCCCUGUACACCAUGCUUGAGGAGAAAGCUCAAUGGAUCUUCUCAGUUCCAGAAUUUAAGAUGUCGUUACCGUGAGUCUUACUUGGCUGCUCUUCAGAACCCAGUAAGCUUCAGUUCAGGUCUGAUGACUGCCAUCAAAGAAGAAUCAGAUAGCUCAAAGAAUGAACAGACUUUGGAACCUGCAACCGGAAAGCAUUUGGAUAACUCACAGCUCAGAAGCAGCCCCAGCCGGGCUUCCUCUCCCCAACUUCAUGAAGCCUGUGCUCACAAAAUGGUACACCAGGAAAGCAGAACAGAAGAGACAGGCCUACAAGGCUACCUAAAACUUCUCAAGUCCCCAGCUAGUUCUGGUAGAAUUCUCUCUAGGUCCGGGUCCCCCACGACCAACCAGAAAUUUUCAUUUCUGAAAGGGCAGAGACAAUCCCCUUCUUCACAGGACCCUACUCCCCCAGAGAAAGUCACACACCUGCACAAUGGACCCUGGAAAAUCAUGUCUUCUAUUUACUCCCCAAAAAUGAGCAGAGCAAAAUCCUCAGGGAAAGCUGGCUCCAGUCAGACCAAAACAUCUGUCCAGGAAGCUUCCUCCACCCAGGGUUUCAGUGCUAAAUCCAGUUCGAGUAUGGACCUCCCAGAAAGAGACUGUGCGCUUUUAGAGACCCUCUCUGAACAGCCACUCCACGCCUGGGACCUGAAGGCUGAGAUCUUCCUCUCCGGGAUAGCUCGCUUGCCAGGUAGCCAGGACAAGACAGGGAGGCGUCUGCUCCAGGUGACUGCAAGUGGCUCAGCGUGGGAUGCACCAUGGUGCUCAGCCAGAGAGGUCACCAAGCUCCUCAUCUACUUGUGCUCCAUCCCCAGGCAAGAAGCCAAGACCACAGGAGUGACUGUUGUGAUUGAUGCCAGGAAACAGCCCCCUACUCCCAGCUUGGUUAAUGCUCUGAGAACAACACAGGCCCUGGCCCCAGUCUCCAUUCAUAGUUUGCUACUCCUCGGGGAGAAGGAAGCGGCUACCCAGCUGGAGAAAGUACCAGGCAUCCAGGUGGAGGUGCUGACAUCUCUGAAGGCCCUAAGCCGCCACGUGGAGCAGAGCCAGCUGACCCCAGACCUGGAAGGCUCCUUCCCAUACUGCCACAGUCAGUGGGUGCAAUUCUUCCAGAGGGUGGACCUCUUCCUGACUGAACUCCGCAAGGUUUCCACACUGCUCCAGGAUGCCAUCCAGGAGUUUGAGAAGGGCAAGCCCCCCAAAGGAGUACAGGAGGCAGCUCAGAGCAUGACCAAAUACAAGCAGAUGAUGGAGACCGUGCUUAGUGAUGCCCAGCUGGUGAGUCUGCAGAGAGAAGGGGGAGCCACCUUAGCCAGGCUCAGGAAGGAGGCCUGCAAGCUUGGCCACUCCCAGGAAGUCAGACACAGUAUGGCUCUGGCAAUGGCCCUCUACAGUCAAGUGGAAGAAAGGGUACAUGUGCUAGUGACUACGUCUAACAAGAGUUUAGACAGAUUGGAAUCCCUAGUGCAGACAAGUGAACUGGAGUCCGAGUUCCGCCAGAUCAGUGACUGGAUUGAUGGGGAAGGAACUACAUGGCUUAAGGCGCUGACACCUUUGGAAUGGAGCUUGGAGCGUGUGGAAAAAUCCCAUGAGCAGUUUGAAGAAUUCUUCCAACAGGCCACGGCUCACUACAACCGAGGCUUAGAGCUGUCAAAACAAGCGGCCAGAUUACAAGGAGCUGACGCCCCAGAGAUCGCAGCUUUCACAGCUGCCAAGAGCACCUUCCAGGCCAAGCUGACCCACUUCUACAUGGCCAUAGAAAGGCAAAGGACAGACCUGGAAACCCUCCUCCAUCUCUAUCGAUUUUGCAACCAGAUGACCUGGUUCAACCUGGACUGUCAGGAUUUGGUGGCUGACCUAAAGUUGGGUAAGGGCUGUAAGGCCAGCCCAGAUGCACAGCACCACCUGGAGAGCUACCUGCAGAGGCUUGCGGUAGAGUUUCCUGCCGAGAAACUAUGGGAGAUGUGGUUGCAGGCAUCUUCUCUGAGUCGAGGCCCUGGCCUGGGCCUUUGGGAGGAAGCUCGGCUGAGGCGGCAUGAGAGUUAUGUUAUUCUUCAGGAGGCUCUGACCCGGUGCCAGGGGAAACUAGAGACUGAGCUGGGCCCUAGUAAGGGAAAAGAUAUUUCAGUGAACUUAGCCCCCAGAUCCCUGGAGGGAGACUCCAUAGCCAUUCUGGAACCUGGGAAAACAUUCACUGGAAUCCAAAGAUGGAAAGGACAGUGUGUUUCUGGGGGAAGGUUGGGCACAGGUAUGAAUUCAAACUCUGUAGGCCAAGAUGGCAUAAAGAAAAACAACUCCUCUGACCAGUCUAAGGAAGAAGGCGAUGACAGAGAUAAUCAACAGAAAAUGGGGGUUUCCAACCCAGCUCCUAGAAUUACAGACCCAGAGCGAAGUCCCCAAGCUGACCUGACUGUAGAUCUUAACAAGGCAGCCCCAGAGAAUCUGCAGCCUCCUACAUGGCUACCUGCUCUGCCCGCCUCUUCCAAGUCCCCCACCCUAUGGAAAGGCCUCACCAGAAAGAGGCCAGGACGAGGGUCCCGCUUUCAGUUCUCCCGACAUGGUAGUUUCUCAUCAGAAGAGACAGAUUCACAGACCUCCCUAGAGGACUCACCACUGACUAGUCCUGUGGUAUCCCUGGAGCUGAGCAGCCCCCAGUUGCUCUGGGCUCCAGGCAAGGGCACAGGCAUGGCGCAGUUUGAAGGCAAGCCUCUCGGUGGUCAGACACCAAGGAACCCUGUGUAAAAUCACUUCAGCAAGCAUUUAAUAAACACUUACCAUGUGUCUA